AUGACAUACAGACUGGGCUCUCAGGACAGUUUGUUGGAGAUCACCUUCCGCUCCACGGUACCUCCAGUGAUCUGCGACGCUACCACACCCAAAUCCGAGGUGUCAGACAUCAACCUCUCUGCACUCGGCACUGGUGACGGAACCAGCAACGCCUUUUCCUCUACCAACGGGACUCUGGGAAGCCCACUAGUUGAUCAGAGUUUGUUUGAGAACUCCAUUGCCCAGAAGCAGAGCCCUCAGAUGUCCAGAGCAGGUCAGCACUCCACCCGAUCCCUCUCAGCAUCAGCUAAUUCCAAUUCUGGCUCCACCUUCAUCGACUCCCCAUCCUCUGGAGGACAGCAAAGGCUGAAAAAUGCCAUUAACCUGGGCAAGGCAGUUGGGGCAAAGGUCAACGACCUGCUGAGAAGAAAGGAGCCGAGCCACCUUGGAGACAUCGGCGUCACUGAGGUCAACAAGAAUGUUGGCGCAGUUUGGAGCUGCAUGGACAAACUUGGCCACAGUUCUGCCAGCAGCCAAAUGUUUGACUCCUUUCCUCGUCUCGACCCACCGCCGCCAACAGGAAAGAAGCGCGUCCCUCGAGCUCUGAAGACGACCCAGGACAUGAUGAUCUCCUCUGACCCCGUGGUCGCCUCGCCAGAGCCGGCAGAUUCUCCCCCCUUCCUGCCCUCCCCUGACGAAACAUCUCAGGGCCCCAAAGAGGAGAGGAAGAGUGAGGAAAAGCUACCAGGAGGCAGUGAGGAGCAGGAGGAGAGGUCGACAGAAAUGACAGGGCGGCCCAGUCCGGUGGAGAACAAAGCCGAUUCAGAGACAGAGGAGACCAAAUCCACAACUGAUGAAGUCAAAGAAGGGGAGGAGGAAAAAGGGAGCUCAGAAGGAGAUGAGGAGGAACGUCGGCACCAGCUUCAGCUCUCUGUGCCAGACCUCAUCAACAAGAAUCCUCCUCUGGAGUCCCGAGCCAAACCCUGCGACGUCUGGCAGAGGGCGUCCUCGCCAGACUCCCGGCUCGCCUCCUCUCCGAUUUUGGGCAAGGCAUCCUGCCGCAUCAGCCUGGGGGAGGAGGUCCUGCUUGGUAACGGCGCCCCCUGCAGUAAAGACUCAGGAGGAGGCACUGAGGAGGCAGAGCCUCACCCAGACCUGCUGUCCUUUGAGUAACUCAAAUUUUUACCGUGGCUUUUAAAUGUAUCACCCGCCCUGCAUUAGUUUAGGACAAAGGGAAGAGUUGCUUUUCAGAAGCAAGGCAGGCUUGAUGACCUGCUGCUUUCCAAACUUUAUAUCAGCUUUUGAAACAGUUUUGUCACUGGUUUGAGGUCCGUCAGACUACAUAAAAUAUAUAUUUAUGCAUAAAAAUACACAGGAAAAGGCUGGCUGUUUGCCAUCAUUUCUGGCUCAUGAUGCAAAAAUAACAGAAAAAAAACAAGGGCCUUUAUUUUAUUGCAGUUUCAGUUUUAAAAAUAAUAAAGUAAAAUAAAACAAUGAUCAUAUUCAAUUAAUUUUUUUGUAUCUUUGGCCUUUAAAAGUUUCCUGUCUGCUUUAACAAUUUAAUGACAACCUGAUUAUGUAUUAAUGAAUGUAUUUAGUGUGGUGACAUUGCCUUUAAAUGGGUUAAAGACUUAUAGAUAAGAACAAAACCUUAAAAUCCUUGAAAACCACACAAUUUUUUAUGCAUAAAAGGGUGAAUUUUUUUAAGUGUGUUACUAAGCUGCUGCAUUAAAGCCAGUUAAAAACUGCAAAAAGUAUAUAUGUUAAAUAGAAAUAUAUAUUUUACAUUUUGUAAUUUUAAACUACAUGGUAAAGGUUGUUUUAUUUUCCUGUGCAGUUGUUUAUAGCAGUCUGGAAAAGAUGCUCAGAAAAACCAAACAGGAAGUGAGAAUUAAAGGCUUAAAAGAAUGUGUUUGAGAUUGAGAAGGUAGGGUGAAUAUCACUGUCACAGCAGGACUUCAACCUCCAGUUUAUAUAAAACAGUUGUUUCUGAAUCCAAGUUUUUUAACUCCACUUCAGGAUGAUUUAACUCUCCAAAAGAAGCUUUUUGUGUGAGUUAUGUGCGGAAGUUGGCUUUUCUCAGAAAUUGAUCAGUGACACAGAAUUAGUUAUUUUCAAAACUUGUGCAAAUCAAGAUGCCCAUUUUUUCCUGCAGCGGGGGUGUCCAAAGUGUUGCCUGUGGGCCAUUUUGAGACCCUCGGAAUGAUUGUGUGCAGCCCAUGUCCACUGUUGAACAAUGACACAAAUUAUGACUUUUUUUUUUUUUUUUAGACAAAGACAAUAGAAAAAAAAAAAAAUCAAGCCAAAAUUUUAAGAAAUUAUAAACCUUUUCUUGAGCAGGGCAAACUUGCAUUUGAUUUCUUUGUUUUCAGUAAAAUAUUGUGUGUUUGUUUUAAUGCUAAGCAGGUAACAUUUUCUAAUUUCACAAUAAAACCUUUUGUCUUUUUGCCUGUAAAAACCUUCUGAUAUUUUCAACCAGGCGCUUUUGGUCCACAUGGAAAACAUUUUGGACACCGCAGCUCUAAUGGAUCCAGCACUGAGAGGAAUUUUAAUCAAAAAUUGUUGUGUUUUGUUCCUUGAUUCUGCCACAAACCAGACUGAAUACGCAAAGUUCUAUAGAAAUCUCACUCAUCAUUUAAAAACAGUAUUAAAUCACCAACGCCCUAAUCUGUAAAAUAUAACAUAACAUAAAUAAGAUGACUAUUUUUAGGACCAAAACAAAUUUGACACGUUUGACCGUAUCAGCUAAAAUAUGCUGCCAUACUGGAACUAAAGGCCAAGGAAUGAGCGUAUAUUGAAGUAAUUACCGGUCUGUGCAGCCAGGAUGUGCAAAAACAGGUUGUUCCACAUAUUAGAUGGAGCGACUAAACAUCUGUUCAGAUUAUAAAUCUGUUUUCUUCCUUCCACACCCAAUAAAUUAAUGAGCCACUAAUACUUUAAUGCGAAACGGAUCAGCCUGGUGUGCUUCUCUCCAGAAACAAACAAAGAAAGGUUGUUUCCCUGCUCGGACCUGAGAAUGUGCGUGACUUCAUAUUCCAUCACCCUACAGAUGGAGACGGAACUGAAAGACGUCUGAAUGGAGAGUUUUUAGAAAAGUGAUGAGGGGUUUCUGAGUUAAAGAGAGGGCAAGGUAAUGAGCUGUCAACAGGAAGGGAUGAAAGAGGCGUCUUUUUUUAUUCAAGCGGAUCCUAAAGUGACAGACCAAAGAUGGAAAUUAACAGCUCAGCCAGACAGGUUGUUUUAUCACUUUUUUUUUUUUUUUUUUACUUGUCAGAGGAGGAAAAAAGCAAUAACAGGGGGGAGUAUUUUUUUUUUCGUUGUUGCUUAAAAAGAUGAAAGCCAAAGUGUGAACAUUUCAACUAUUUCUUUGUAGAUGACGUCCGUGUUUUUAUUCUUCAAAAGACAGAUGCUGACUCAGGUGCUUGUUACACGUAAGCUGUCAUUGAGAGAAAUUAUUAAGCCUUAAUUCACACCUGUUUGUCAAAGCAGGCAAAUCGGGGUCUGGUUGCCGUGGUUACUUUAACACAAAUCAGGCACUAAGAAGUAGAAACCUGUAAUUUUCUAACCUUGCAUUCUGAAGAUGUUCUGCAGAUUUCUGCAUCGGGGUUUUGAGGCAUGUUUGUAUAACACUCUGGAUAUAUUUCUGGGGUUUUUGGGGGGUUUUUUAGCAGAGAACUAAAGUGUAGAAUACCAUGGAUUUCCCAGAAGAAGCUGAGACCAAAAGCAGCACCAGCUGAGAAUGAGAGGAAUGUGUAGCUCGUACUUGUGAGGAAAAAAGCAAGCUUUGUCUCAGUUUUUUUUUUUCUUUUUUUUUUCUGAAUGUGUCUGAGGCACUGAACUGUGUAAGCAAGCAGCUGAGGCCUCCUCCUCCUCUGCGGUUCUGAAUCAUGUUCCUUUUUUUUUUCAGGGAAAUUACUCAGAGCUGCAGAUGUUUGAGUAGAAAGCACUCCAAAAAAAGAGAGAUAUUUUUAUACAUAUCUAAAAAAAAAGAGCUUUAAAGUUACGGGGAACUGAGCCUUUGGAUAUGCAGAUACCAUAUCCAGGUUUCUGACCAUUACCUGUAGGGAUGCACUACAUGCACAAGUCUUAAUAAGUACCUUAUUUUUUAAUUGCAGAAUAAGACAAACUUUCUUGUAAUAUUUGAAGUGGUUUUGAUCUGUAGUUUCUAGGCUUCUGAAGGUUUUCCUAAAAAUAAUUAUUUGAACUUUUACUUCUUUUUCAGUCGACAUUAGCCUAUUAACCAUAACUGAUGCAGACUGAACAAGGCUGCUAACCCAGUGGUGUGUUGACAGGGCUUUCUCUUACCAGAGGCCUGCCAUAAAUACAAAAUUGCUUCCUAUCAUUUAACUGAAUUUAAAACUUACAUCCAUUUUGGUUGUCAUUGAUCUUUUUAUUUUUUUUCAAUCGUUUUUUGUCUUCAACUUCGCCUUCUUCCGCUUUGGAUUAUACAUGACACCAACAGCUAAGAUAUAUCCAAUUAGAGUGAUUUUUCAUGUUAUCAAGUUGGAUGCCUUCGUGGUAACAUCCAGUCAGUAUCUCCACCUCACAGUGAGUCUGUCUGCUUAGUCAUAUCUAUUUUAGCUAUGUGGAAAAACCUCAUUGUGGGGAGUAGCUAACCAGUUAAAUCUGGUUUGCAUCACAAGCUCCAUCCUGAAGGUUAAGGGAAGUAUAAAGUCACCCAGGGUUUCAGUGCAUUGUUGAUAGUUAUACAAUUUACUAUUAGUAUGUUUAGAAUCUGCAUAAGAAUGAAAAAAUAUUGAGUAUGGAGAUACAUCUUUCCAUACUUAGAUGUUUUUUAUUUGUAAUAAAUGUAAGAACGACAAUAAUGGCUGCACCAUUUCAAGAUCAGAAGUUGACUCUUUCAUUAUGUUGACAUAUGAAAGUAUUUUUUAAUAAUAAUAACAUGAACCUUCCCAAACUUUCAUGGGUUUGCAUUUCACAGUUAUUGCAGUUAUAUGACAUACUUCUGUUGCUUUAAAUACCUGGAACACGUUGAUACUAAACCUCAAACACUUAACAAAAUAAUCCAAAUCAGAUACAUAGACCUUAGAAGUCUUGACACAUUUGAACAGAUUCAUAUGGACAAGGAUGAUAGUUUAGAAACAUAAAUUGUGUAGAAACCUUUUUACUGCCUCACCCCCCGGGCCGAUUAGGGGAUUCAACUUGCACAUCUAUUAUUUUUUUAGCCUCAAAAUGCACAAAACACUGCCAUAGACAAGGAAGAGAAACUGAUUAGAAUGAAAAUGAUUAGAGUGAAAGAGCAAAAACAAAUGAAUUCCUGGAGAGGCCUUUUUGAAGGCAAGAAAUUACAAGAAAGUUUGUAAGCAAAAUGUUGAAACAUAAGCAAAGAUUAGUUAAUUUUUCAAAUAAUAGCUGGAUAAUGUACAUAAUGAACAUAUUCACAGCAACAGAACAUCUAUAAAAACGUGAUAAGCAGAAUACUAAAGUGUUUGUGAAUUCUCUGAGUAGAAAUUAGAGAYGGAGCCCGAAGCCUGAUUUUAGUGAGAGUUUAUUUACAUUUUUUUUUUAAAAAGUACCUUUUCUGGGACGCUUGCAUUUCCUCUUCUUGACUUUAAAAAACAUUUUAAACAUUGAGCUACGUUUAAAACAUGUAAGAGUCCGUAUUUAAAAAAAUAAUCAAGUUCGUUAUAAUAUCACAAGAUUGCUGUUAUGCUUGAUUCUCUUUUUAUGAAAUUACCAAAAUUGAUUGUCUGACGUUUGUGUUGCAGUAUGUUUUUAUGCCCAUUUGGAUCUGAAAAAAAUAUAUAUUUCUUGUGAUUUUCUUGUCUAAUUUAAGAUGACUUUAGCACAAAUAACACRCUAACAUAAUCAACUAAAGAUGAGGGCAAAAUGACACUAUGUAGCUGUUUAGAARGUAGUAAAUUCUUUGAAGACGUCAAGCAUUCUGCAUUUUGUUUUAGUCUGUAAACCACUAACUUUAUCUUUUUUGUUGAAGGAACAGUAAUGUACAAUUUUUACCAAAAGUUUCUUUUCCUAACAACAAAUGAAGGAGUUACAGAAUGUAGUUUUUAUUUAGCUAUUUACUUUAUGUUUAUGUUGAAAUGUUAUGUUUUUGUCUCUGCAAAGCUAAUCUGCAUAAUUCCAGUUUUUAUUGAUGAAUGAAGGAUGCUCGGUGUAACACAUGGACUUUUUAAUACCAAGGGACUGUUGAAUGUCUAAAGGAAGCUUCAGAUGUUUUAUCUUUAAACUCUUGCUAAUUAAGUAAUAUUUUUAUCAAGCAAAAGAUGAAACUGAAUGAUUUCCACCUUGUAUUUUCCUACUAUACUUGUUAUGAAGAGGAGACGUAAUAAUUUCCUACAAUCACUGUAAUCUUAUAAAUUUUGAUUUAACCAUGAA
Poecilia reticulata (guppy) is the source of this 6336-nucleotide messenger RNA. NCBI's taxonomy places the organism in Eukaryota, Metazoa, Chordata, Actinopteri, Cyprinodontiformes, Poeciliidae. The record is from RefSeq and is a predicted model, not a curated record.